Nymphaea colorata (pocket water lily) is the source of this 2201-nucleotide messenger RNA. RefSeq lists its product as uncharacterized. The coding region runs from base 339 to 2021 and encodes 560 amino acids. The record is from RefSeq and is a predicted model, not a curated record. The transcript is spliced from 2 exons. NCBI's taxonomy places the organism in Eukaryota, Viridiplantae, Streptophyta, Magnoliopsida, Nymphaeales, Nymphaeaceae. Gene Ontology annotation, molecular function: protein binding.
GCUAUUAUCAAUAUAGAGGAAGGAGAGUCUCCCUCCCUCUCUUUCUCUCUCUAAAAGCGAAGAGGACGAAGGACUUCUUUUUCUUCUUCUCUUGCUUGUGCAAUAAUCUCCUUCUCCGUGGUUGUUUUGAGGGGUUGCGGCUAGUGGAACAGAUCGGCGGUCUGUUGUUGUGGUUGGGAGAUGAAAGCAUAGAUGUAUUGUAGUGUAGAUUCUAGUCUCUGUUGAGCAUGAUGAGCUGUUGGGUUCCGGGAGUGGAGAUUUGAGGGGGUAAGAGGGGAGCAGUUGUUGGGGAGGAUGAGAUUCGUGUUCUUUGGUUGAAGGGAAUCGAGUCCUUAGCAAUGCCUUCCUUCGAUUCUUCAUAUUCUUCUUCCCCGAAGGUCUCUGACCGGCGCUGGUGGUGGAUGACCAAUCGGAAGGUGGCGGAGAAGAACAUGAAGGAGGCGAGGUUGAUGUUGAGGAGCCCAGAUCAGGCGCAGAGACAGGCGGCGCUGGCCCUACUGGACGACGCCAUUGCUGUCUGUCCCCGCUGGGACGCGCCGCUUCACCUCAAGGCUACUGCGCUCCUCAGUCUCCGCCGUUACCGAGACGUCGCCGAGCUCUUUCGAGACGACAUUCCUUCCGCCGGAGCCCGCGACGACUCGGCUUCGUCUUCGUGCUCUUCACUUUCCUCUGAUUCUCUCUCGCGGGAGAGCCUCAACCUCCUACCUGCUCCGCCGGAGAAUUCCGCAGCCGAGGCCCUCACUCGAUGCUUCUCCGUCUCCGACAUCAAGAACCGUCUUUUACCAGGAAUGUCGCCCGGUAGGCGCAACGCCGGCCGUCGCCAGCAUUGGCGGUACAUCAUCCUCGGCCAGGCGCUUUCCCAUCUCGGGCUUCUGGAGGACGCCCUGCUCCUCCUUCAGGCCGGAAAGCGCCUUGCUUCCGCGGCCUCCCGUCGGGAUAGCGGCCUCUUCUCCGAUGACGUCUUCUCCGCCGGGUCCGGUGACGCCGAGGAGCUUGAAAGCGUCGGGCAACUGCUCGCGAACGUGAAGUUCCUGCUCCGCCGCCGUGCGGCGGCGCUGGCAGCGCUCGAUGCCGGGCUACCGGCGGAGGCCGUCCGGCAUUUCUCGAAGAUUAUCGACGGGUCACGCCGGGCUGUCCCGCAGGCGUUCCUAGCCGAGUGCUACAUGCAUCGGGCAGCCGCCUAUCAGGCCGCUGGCCGGAUUUCGGAAUCGAUCGCUGAUUGCAAUCGGACGCUUGCGCUCGAUCCUACGUGCGUGGGCGCGCUCUCCACCCGAGCGUCGCUCCUCCAGAGCGUCGGCUGCUUCACAGAGUGCCUGCAGGACCUCGAGCACCUCAAGCUCCUUUACGACUCCAUCCUCCGUGACCGGCGGCUUCCCGGCCGUCCGUGGCGAUUAGGCGGCCGAGCCCACUUUGCUUCAGGAGACGUUUUCUCGAACUCGAAGUCCAUCGCCGGAAAAAUCGCCGAGAUGAACCUGAUCGUGGUCGCUGGCUCCUUGCCGCCCGUCGACUACUAUGCCCUGCUAGGGCUAAGGCGCGGCUGCCCCCGGUCGGAGCUCGAGUGCACCCACAGGCUACUCUGUCUCCGUCACCGACCGGACCGGGCUACCGGGUUCAUCGAGCGCUGCGAGUUCGCCGAUGAGCGCGACGCCGAUGGUGUGAGGGACCAGGCGAGGAUGUCUGCCAUGCUGCUCUAUAGGCUGCUUCAGAAGGCCUACGCCCACGUCAUGGCAACCAUCAUGGAGGAGGAAGCUGCCGAGAGGCAGCAACAGAAGGCUGCAGCCGCCGCCUCUGGAGACGCGACGGUCAGAACUUCAGAUAGAGGGUCGAAUGGUAGCAAUCAGGAAAUGAUGAAUUGUUCGUCGAGGGCCAAUGUGAAGGAAGAACUGGUGGAGAAGGCUGCAGUGCCAACAGUGGCAAUUUUUCCGGGAGGGUUUUGCCGCGAAAUCGCCGGCGUGGGCAGCUUGCUCUCGCCGGGUUUCGCGCAUCCGGCGCACCAUCUUCAUGAAGCUUUGAGCUGUUGAUUGUUCAAAGUUUUGCUUGCUUGCCGGUUUCUCUUCUGGCCUUCCUUUUUUGUAUAAAAUUGGUGUAGCCAUCGGAUGGAAAAGUUUUGCCUUUCUUGUUUCUUUUUACCUCGUUGUUUCUUAGUUUUCUUCUGUUUGUUUAGUUGGUAAUACAAUGUAGAGAAAAAGGUUCCUGAUCAA